AUGAGCUGGAAAGAUACCGCGAUCCAUUUAUUUGCUGGAGGGUGUGGAGGCACGGUAGCUGCAAUCCUGACAUGUCCUCUAGAAGUUCUGAAAACACGAUUGCAAUCAUCUUCUAUUACUCUCUACAUUUCUGAAGUUCAGUUAAAUACUGUGAAUGGUGCAAGUGUUAAUCGAGUUUCCCCACGGGCUUUCCAUUGCUUUAAGAUGAUCUUACAAAAUGAGGGUCCUCGGUCAUUUUUCAGAGGACUAGGUCCUAACUUGGUAGGCGUGGCUCCUUCCAGAGCGCUAUAUUUUGCAACUUAUUCCAAGUCCAAAGAAAUUAUGAAUAACAUAUUUGAGCCAGAUUCUACUCAAGUACAUAUGACCUCAGCUGGAGUGGCAGGUUUUACUGCAAUCACAGUAACUAAUCCAAUUUGGUUAGUAAAGACACGAUUACAACUUGAUGCAAGGAAUCGUGGAGAAAGACGGAUGAAUGCGUUUGAAUGUGUACGCAAAGUUUAUCAGUCAGAUGGAAUUAAAGGUUUUUACCGAGGAAUGUCUGCCUCUUAUGCAGGCAUAUCAGAGACUGUUAUUCAUUUUGUUAUUUAUGAGAAUAUUAAACAAAAAAUCUUGGAAUGUAAUUCUGCUUCUGGGAUGGAUAAGGAGGAUGAGCCUGUCAAAAAAGCAUCUGAUUUUGUUAGUAUGAUGGCAGCCGCAGCCACUUCCAAAACCUGUGCUACGUCUAUAGCCUAUCCACAUGAGGUUGUACGAACAAGACUACGAGAAGAAGGAACAAAGUACCGAUCCUUUUUCCAGACCCUAUCCUUGCUUUUGCAAGAAGAAGGCUAUAGUUCUUUCUACCGUGGCCUAGCCACACAUUUGAUAAGACAAAUACCGAACACAGCUAUAAUGAUGACUACCUAUGAAGUGGUAGUCUACUUGCUCAAUAGACAGCAGCACUACUAUCUGACGAUAGGAAAGUGAAAAGACCAAAGUUUUGCAAUGGACCAUAGACAUUCUGAAUGAUAGACAGCAGCUAUACAUAUAUAU
Messenger RNA from Protobothrops mucrosquamatus (brown spotted pit viper), 1029 nucleotides. It is a transcript of the gene SLC25A36, whose product is annotated as solute carrier family 25 member 36. NCBI's taxonomy places the organism in Eukaryota, Metazoa, Chordata, Lepidosauria, Squamata, Viperidae. Gene Ontology annotation, molecular function: pyrimidine nucleotide transmembrane transporter activity. The record is from RefSeq and is a predicted model, not a curated record. Gene Ontology annotation, biological process: pyrimidine nucleotide import into mitochondrion. The transcript is spliced from 7 exons. Bases 1 to 963 code for a protein of 320 amino acids. Gene Ontology annotation, cellular component: mitochondrion.